This is a messenger RNA of Ichthyophthirius multifiliis, 369 nucleotides long. RefSeq names its product protein kinase domain protein. NCBI's taxonomy places the organism in Eukaryota, Ciliophora, Oligohymenophorea, Hymenostomatida. Gene Ontology annotation, biological process: mitotic DNA damage checkpoint signaling; protein phosphorylation. Gene Ontology annotation, molecular function: ATP binding; protein serine/threonine kinase activity. The transcript is spliced from 3 exons. Gene Ontology annotation, cellular component: nucleus; cytoplasm. The record is from RefSeq and is a predicted model, not a curated record.
AUGAAUAAUCCUGAAGAUCUUACUAAUAUUGUAAUUGCAGAUUUCGGUUUAGCCACAUUUGAUUAAAGUAUUUGUAAAGAUUAUAUUUAUGUCCAUUGCGGGACUCCUGGAUAUAUUGCUCCUGAAGUAUUAUAUUAUAAAGAAGACUAACUGGAUAAUAACCUUUUAAAGGGUAAAAUAAUGGUAAAAAUAUAACUUAAUAAAAAAUGUGAAAUAAACUUUGAAAUUCUUGAAAGAACCGAGAUUUCGGAAGAAAACGUAAAUUUAAUCAGAGUAAUGCUCUCUAAAAAUCCUUUACAUAGACCUUCAGCUUUAGAAUGUUUAAAUCACUCUUUUUUAAAUAAGAAUUAUAUAUGGAUUUAUCUUUGA